GCAACUGCAAUGUAUCUAAAAAACGGCUUCAACAACAACAUCUAAAAAUAAAUAAUUUAAUAACUUUAAAAAUCUAACUGCUCUAUAUGCGUACAUCGAAUCAUCAUGCUCUCAUCGGAAAUCUAUACAAACACAACCACAGCCACAACGACAGCAGCAACAACACUGCAAAUUGUAAAAACGAAGAAACGUCGGAAGCGUCGCAAACGCUCGGGUCAUGCAGCCGGCUGUAUAAAUGUAGGUGUUACCAAUAUACCCACGGCCACAAACAUCAACAACGCGGUCUGCCCCCGUGCCCAUAUCAGUGGGGGAGAAGGAGGAGUCAGCACGGUCACAGUUACCUCAUCAAACGGAGCAACUAGGAAGUGCAAGGCACAGUAUUUUCAACAUGACAAUCGCGAAUACAUCACCAAAUACGAGAGCAUCCACUUCACAGCCCAAACCACGGCUGCAGCGCUUAACUAUGCGGCUGUGGCUAAGAAAUUCAAGCCGCUGCGGCCUGCGUUGGCAACCGGCGCCAACAGGACCAGGAGAGCAGCAUUGGCCAAGAAGCUGCCUCGGGAAUGCGCAUGCGCCUGUCAGGCCACCACGCAAUACCCACAGGCGGACCACAGCAAGACAACAGCUGAUGCUGGCAGCCAUCAAAGACUUCCGAACAAACUGUGCCCGAACACGUCACACCGUGGUCUCGAUGUGAAAGCUUUGCCGGUUUUGCUUCAGCUACUCAAGCAUUCGUCGAGCACGUUACUAAAAACGUUGCUCGGCGGUUGUGGCGAUGGGGAGAGCGUGCGCGAUACUCAUCAGAUAGCCGAGGCACAACAGCAAAAAAACGCCAAAUUACGUGAGGCCUUCAACAUCUCCGAAUAUUUCGUAGAGGGCAGCAGCUUUGACAACGAUCGCAAGGCGAAGGAGGACUUAGCUAAAAGUGUGGCUCUGCAGAAGGAACUGGACGCUCAACGCGAAAGCCUGGCAGCGGCGGCGGCCGCAGCAGCUUCAGGCAAAGACAAGGAGACGGGCAAACGCUAUGCUCUUAUACGCACACCAUCUAGGGAGCGUGAUGGAGCCGGUGGCGCUGAGGACAAAGAGCCAGCAACCAGUGGCGAUGAGCGCGAGCAUGUAUCAAAAUCGGACAAAAAAAAGAAAAAGAAGCGCACCAGGGAUAGUUCCGCCAGCCCUGAGCGCAAAAGGGACAAGAAAAAGAAGUCAAAGAAACAUAAGAAAGAAAGUAAAUCCAAAAAGAAGAAAUCCCGCAAACGUAAGCACAGUGUCAGCGAUAGCGGAGACAGCGACAAGGAGAGCGAGGACGAAGGCGCUAGCAGCGACUCGGAGCAAGACGUGAGAAAAGCGCGCAAAAAAGCCAAAAAGGAAAAGAAAAAACGUGAAAAGAAACAGAAGAAGAAGAGCCAUGCGCGUGCUAGCUCAACGGACUCGGCUCAUUCAAACUUGUCGGCUCCACAUGAACGUAAAGAAAAGAACCGGGGAAAGAUCCAUGAAUUAAAAGCAACAAACAAAAUCAAUGAUGUUGAAACUUCUUGUGAGAAUCCUUUCCGUAGUCGAUCCAUUGAGCGUCGACGAGACAAAAGUAACAAACGUGAGCCUAGUAACAGCCGUACUCGGAGAGAAGAAUCGCAUGAACGUUCAAGACCCACACGAACACCACCUCGAAGGGAGACAGAAAAACAACAGGAUCGAUCAAGGGAGCGAAAACGCUCAAGAGAUAGACACUGUUCAAAAGAUAGGCAGGAACGACAACGUUCCAAAGAGAAGCAACGUUCGAGACAGCGCCAGCUUUCUAAGGACAGGCAACGUUCGAAAGAGAGGCAACGUUCGAAAGACAGACAACGUUCGAAAGACAGACAACGUUCGAAAGACAGACAACGUUCGAAAGACAGACAACGUUCAAAAGAGCGGCAACGUUCGAAAGAAAGGAGACGCUCCAAGGAUAUUAAAUACUCCAAAGAGAGACAACUUUCGACAGAGAGGGAACAUUCAAAACCGAGACAACUUUCAAAGGAGAAGCAACGUUCAAAAGAGCAAGAUCGCUCCAAGGACAGACAACGUUCAAAACCAAGAGAACGUACUAAGGAGAGACAACGCUCAAAAGAGAGUAAACGUUCAAACGAAACAGAUCUCUCAAAGGAGAGAGCGCAUUCAAAAGAGAAUGAGCGCUCUAAAGAGCGGGCUAGCAAAAGCGAUCGCAACAAGGAUCGCCAACGGAAACGAUCAAAUUCUCCCGACAUGCAGCGCCAACGUUCGAUAUCACCGAGGCAGCGUGAUCAUUCCGCAUCCAGAGGCAAACGACGAGAUAGAUCGACGUCUGGCGAACGACGCCGUCCAAAGCAACGAUCUGAAGAACGCUCCUACCGUAAGCGUGGCAAAUCAACCGAAAACAAAAACGAACAACGUUCCAGUCGUUUUGAUGGUGUCAAAAAACGUCGACAUUCACGCUCCCGUUCUCGAUCGGAAUACUCUGCAAAAACUGGAGAAAAUCGUAAACCUGAUCGCCGCUCGUAUUCUCGCAGUCUGAAAACGAAACACACACAAAAACAAAGAACUGUUUCACCAGAUGCCAGCAAACGGCGUAGUCGUUCUAGCGAUGUUGCUACAAACAAGAAGACAACUGCCGUACCUGCCUUUAAUCCUUUCAAAGCAGCCGAAGACACUGUCAACGACAUAUUGGGAACAAAGUCUGUUAAAGUGGCGCUCGAGCAUAGAAAGAGAGACCGGUCGGCAUCCAGUUCCAGCUCAGCGUCAGGCAGUUCCAGCGGAAGUUCUUCAGAAAGCGAAGCCGCAUCGCGUACACCUUCGCCCGAACCCACAAAGAAGCUGCGGGUUCGCAGCAAAACCCCGAAACAGGAGGUACACAAGAGUGUAAAACGCGAACGCAGCUCAAUUAGAGAUCGUCAUAGUAAGUCGCGUGAGAAAAGAACUGCGAAGAAAAGCAGUCCACAACGCGAAAACUCAGAAUCUCUACAGAAACGUGCUGCUAUUACCAACAAAAUUAAGUCCAGCCAAAGUCCAAAAUCAGAAAAGCGUCGCUCGCAUAGCUAUAGUUCCACAGAGUUGCGAUAUUCUCCAGCUGAACGUAAUCCGGAACGAUACAGAGACAUAGUCCCCGACAAGAAGAAACGCUCAAAGACGCGCGACAAAUCCAGAGCCAGUUCGCGUCCUCGGCGUAUAAGCGAACGCGACACAACGAGUAAGCCGCCACCCGUAGUGCGCCUGCGUGCCCAAAGUGACGAUGGGAGCGAAAGCGAAAUGGUCACCGGCGAUGGCGCAGCGCUUGAUGAGUAUCAACAAUCUAAACGAGAUCGGGAGUUACAGGAACUGCGUAUGCUUGAGCAACUGAAGUCGGGAAUUGCAGCCAAGGCAAAACAGAAAAUCAAAACAAUGGAGAAAAAUGGAGAACCGGGCGCAACAGAAAGAUGUGAAGUAAGUGGGGACCUGUGCCCGACGACUAAACGUAAUUCGCUAAGUGAAUUUCUUGUUGCUAACAAUGUAAAUGCUUUAAUUAACCCAUUGCCAACUGUGGCGGUAACCACGACUGUAACGGCGACGCCGGUGACGUCAAUAAACAAAGCAACCACACCAACGGCUGUGAUACACCCUCAGCCAUUGGAAACCGGUCAGCCCGCUAUUAAGAGCGAGCCCAAACAUAGUAAAAGGGACACUAAUACGCCGCCCAUUUGUCAAGCGCCUAUUCAGCAUGUGGCGGCAAAUGGCGACGCCAAAAGUCCAACAACUGCGUCCGCGCCAACAGCAGCAACAUCAGCUCCUAAGCGAACGACCAAUCAACCGCAACAACACCAACAGCAACAAUCAAAACGCGUCUUUUAUAACCGCACACUAAAUAACAAUCCCAAUUGUAGACAUAACACUAACAAUAUUCAUGCAUGUGGUGGUGGUGGUAGCGGUCUCUCUAGUAUUGUUCCUCAUUCUACUAAUCACGCUAACAACUCCAACAUGCCGCUCUUUACGAGCGGUGUUGCUGGCACCUACAACCGCACGACUAAUCGCCUGAAUCAUGGACCUCUGCUGACAGCUACGCAUUAUAAUAUCUGCAAGAAUCAUCAUCACAACAAUGUGCCACUGAUCAGUCGUCGCGAUCAACAGCAGCAGGCGCAGGUGCAGGCACAUCAUCUAACGCGUAGUCUUGUGUAUAAUCCUAGUCUAUAUGCCCCAGGUCCACAGCAAGCGCUGCUAGCCGCCAACAAUCAUCAUGGCCAUCACGGUCGUCACUCUGGCAUUUUGGGGCUGGGUGGUGUGGCUGGAGGUGGCGGUAGCGCUGCUAGUGGUCUGGCCCUUCUCAAUCAUCCGUCGCAUGUCCAGCAGCCGCUUCAUACACGCAGUAGCAUUAGUUUUAAUGCAGCCGCGGCUGCUGCGGCCGCUGCCGCGAAUAGUUUAAGCUAUCAUCAUCAGCAACAGAAACCAAAGAUAGUUAUAAAACCGUUUAAAAUUCACGAUCCACAGCCUUUAGUUGCUGCUCUAGCCGACAGCACCCUCGUCGAUGCCAUUGUGUCGAAAGUCUCCACAGCAACUGUGGCGGCGGCGGAAGCAGCACGUCGGAGCCGAAGUCGCUCACGUCGUAGUAGGCAUCAUCAUCGCUCUAACAGCCGCUCAAGAUCACGCUACAGUUCUUCCAGCAGUCGGAGCGGCUCGCGCAGUUCUGAAUCACGUUCCGGUUCGCAUUCAUCGCGCUCCAGCUGCACAUCGCAUAGUAGUUCCGGAAGCUCCCCAAGCAGUGCCUCGGGCUCAUCACAAUCUGGUUCACGUUCGCCCUCCAUACCGCGACGCCGAGGCUCCCCCAGUUUUCUUGAUCGGCGUCGUAUCACAAGUGCGCGCAAACGUCCCAUACCAUAUCACCACAAGACGCCCUCGGACGCUUCAAGUUGCUGUUCCAGCUGCUUUAGUCGCGCAAGCACUCCCUGCACGCCCUCCUGCACUCCACUGCGUCAAAGUCGCAGUCCCUCGAUGGCUGCUUUUUGAGUGUUAACCGAUUCGCUGCGCAAAGUGUGGCGGGUGGUAAAUGAAAAUGCCGAUUGUAAUCCAUUCUAGUCAAACGGACUAAUAGUCGAUAUUUAUAUAUAUACAUACAUAUAUGUAUUUAUUCACCAUACUUGUACGGCUAGGUAGUUGUUAUUUGUAAUGCGAUGAUAUUUAUUCAAUAUUUAAUUCACUCUUAUGCAUUCAAUAGCUUUAAGUUCAGUUUCUAGGCGUUUGUUUCAAUUU
This is a messenger RNA of Scaptodrosophila lebanonensis, 5229 nucleotides long. RefSeq names its product serine/arginine repetitive matrix protein 2 (gene Srrm234). Lineage: Eukaryota; Metazoa; Arthropoda; Insecta; Diptera; Drosophilidae. Bases 106 to 4986 code for a protein of 1626 amino acids. Gene Ontology annotation, molecular function: mRNA binding. The transcript has 9 exons. The record is from RefSeq and is a predicted model, not a curated record.